AUGAAAGAGAACGUGAGGACCUUAUAUCAGGACAUUGAAAGAUGUGUUGAUUUGUUGCAAGAGGCUGUCGAUUUAGAGACGGCAAAGGCAGUCUCAGUCUUUAGUGAGAAGACAUGCGAUAAUGAGCGAUGGUUGGAGGAACUUAAGCAAAGAUUUCAGUUAAGAAGCGAUGAAGAAUUGGAACAGAUACGGGCCUUGAAAAGCCAGCAACUGGAUAGGAUUGAUACGGUUGAAUCUAAGAUCGAAUACUAUGAAAAAUUGUGCGAUGAAUUAGAGGAAUUCCAAGCUGAGCUGGAAGUGAAAACGAAACUGGCACAAAAUAGACGUUCGCGCAUGAAUUCUAGCGUCCGGGAUUGA
Torulaspora globosa is the source of this 357-nucleotide messenger RNA. It is a transcript of the gene BLI1, whose product is annotated as Bli1p. The transcript has a single exon. Bases 1 to 357 code for a protein of 118 amino acids. The record is from RefSeq and is a predicted model, not a curated record. Lineage: Eukaryota; Fungi; Ascomycota; Saccharomycetes; Saccharomycetales; Saccharomycetaceae.